AUGCAGGACAGUCGCUUCCUUAAACUCACGCCAGAAGAGCCACGGCCACAUGUUCCCAAACCCACCACUGGCCCUAUCCACAGACUCGAAGGCACGGAUCUCCUCCCUCUCAGACGCGUCUCUGGGCUCGCGGACCUGAAACCCAGCGCCAAACUUGAUGCAUCACUUCCAAAGUUCCUCAACCUGACGCCCGACCCGCCCAAGCACAGCGGUAGUGAUGCACACAACAAGAGGGAUCAUCUCCAGCAGGGCGCUGAACAGCCAGCCUGCAAGUCUUCAGGCAAGAAGCGGAGCGCCAGCAAUGGCGGCCACGAAGUGGGAAGUACAGAGCAUAACGAGAUGCCUGAUAGUUACAAUAAGGCUGAGAGCAAACGUGGCGGCGGCGGCAACAAAACGGCACAAGCCUCGUACGCCCCCGAUCCGGACACAGCCAAUAUCGAGGGCGACGUCGACGUCGACUGGGUGAACGAUGGGUUCCAGCUUCCACCACGACGCUUCAACUGGCGCGCGAUAGUCGGGACUGGUGGGGAGCCUACCCGUUCUGUGUAA
Messenger RNA from Cladophialophora carrionii CBS 160.54, 549 nucleotides. RefSeq lists its product as uncharacterized. Bases 1 to 549 code for a protein of 182 amino acids. The record is from RefSeq and is a predicted model, not a curated record. The transcript has a single exon. NCBI's taxonomy places the organism in Eukaryota, Fungi, Ascomycota, Eurotiomycetes, Chaetothyriales, Herpotrichiellaceae.